CCUACCGGGCGAAGGGCUCGCCGCUCAAAUUGGACCAUUGCGCUCCGCGGGCACUUCGACUCUCAACCGCUGCCCAAGCCUCCACACGUCAUCCUCCAACAAUGCGUCUCUGACCUCCAACGGCACUGCUCCAGCUUCUUCCACCACCACCGGAGCAACCACCUCGCACUCUUCAAUGUCCCUCUCUUCCAGCCUAGCCCUUCUUCCUUAAAAACCCAUCUUGAUAGCACCCUCUCAAAUCUCCACCACCAUGCCAAACAAGCAGUCGAAGCUGGGUUUUCGAGCUUAGGCUUCGGCUUAGGCUCCGGUUCUUCUAGAAAAAACCCGGCAUGGGCUCGAAUUGCCCAAAACAACAGCUCUGGUGGACUUGCCAUGAUAACGGAAGCCAUUGAAGAGCGCUUGGCCGGCGUCCCCGUGUACGCCCUCAGCAAUUCUUCCCAGGAAUUCGUGUUGGUGUCGGGUGUACACACAGGAAAAUCUCUUGGGUUGUUUUGUUUCAAUGAAGAUGAUGCUAAUGCUCUUCUUCAACAGAUGAAAUCCAUGGACCCCGGAAUGCGCGACGGUUCAAAAGUGGUGGCUGUGGCUCUUAACAAGGUUUUUCAACUUAGGCUUGAUGGCGUGGCCUUCAGGUUGAUACCGGAGUUGUCCCAAAUCAAGAAUGCAAUC
Thlaspi arvense is the source of this 666-nucleotide messenger RNA. The record is from the annotation of a GenBank genome assembly. NCBI's taxonomy places the organism in Eukaryota, Viridiplantae, Streptophyta, Magnoliopsida, Brassicales, Brassicaceae.